This is a messenger RNA of Lathyrus sativus (Indian pea), 1293 nucleotides long. NCBI's taxonomy places the organism in Eukaryota, Viridiplantae, Streptophyta, Magnoliopsida, Fabales, Fabaceae. The record is from the annotation of a GenBank genome assembly.
AUGGAAGAAUGUGAUUUUGCUUCUAGAAUAUUAGAGGAAUUUGAUAGUGAUGACUGUUUGAUGAUUGAAAACUUAUUAGGUUUACGAUCUGAGUCUUUGGCAAAUCAAUUUAAAAGUGACGCUUCUGCUGUACUUCAUUCAAAUAAUCGACAAUAUGGUCCUAUUACAGAGACAAUAACAAUCAAUAAUCACGAGGUUGCUGCUGCUACAAGUGCUUCUGAUGAUGUUCUUCAUUCAAAGAAUCGACAGUGUGCUACUGCUUCGGAGACAAUAAUAGAAAAUAAUCAUGAGGUUGCUGCUGGUACAAGUGUUGCUAAAAUUGAUGCUUCUGAUGAUGUUCUUCAUUCAAAGAAUCAACACUAUGCUUUUGCUUCGGAAACAAUAACGAGAUUCAACAAUUCUAAUGUAAAGAAUAAUGAGACGAGUAAUGAGGAAUUCAAGAAUCCUGACGUUAAGAAUAAGAAGAUAACUGCUGAGGAUGCUGUUAGUGGAAGUGUUCGCAAAAUAACAUUUAAAAUAAAACGAAGCGAUCCAUCGCUGAAAUUUGUUUAUGGAAAUUCUAAUACAAAGAAUGACGAGACAGCUACCGAAAAAUUCAACAAUUCUGGACUAAAGAAUAAUGAGACAAGUACUAAGGAAUUCAAGAAUUCUUAUGUAAAGAACAACGAGACGACUGCCGAGGAACUCAACAAUCCUAAUACAAAGAAUAACGAGACAACUGCUGGGGAAUCGUUGUUUGACGAGAGUUCCAACACAAAAGUCAAGAAAAGAAAGGCAAAUAAGAAAAAAUCAAGUGAGCCUUCAAAUAAACAAAAGAAGAAAAUCAAUACCAAUGGAAGGAUUAGUCCCCAUCCGGAAGUAGACGAACCUGGACUUCCUUUGGAAUUUAAAGAAAAGAUUGAACAAAUGGGAGGCAUUGAGGUCAAAAUGGUGAUUCAGAAGGAACUAACAAACAGUGAUGUGACGCAAGACCAGGGUCGUCUCUCCAUCCCAAAAGGAAGAGUUAAAGAGAGUUUUUUGACAGCAAGUGAGGAAUCAUACUUGGAUUACGAGCGUAAUAAAGAUGAGAAGAUUCCAAGUAUGUAUGUAUCUAUGCUGGAUCAUAAUCUUAACCUAUGGGAUGAAAUGUGCUUGAAGAAGUGGAAAAUGACGAAAGCUGAAAUCUACAGUAUCACCGAAGGAUGGAACGAACUUGUAGCAGAAAACGAUUGGAAAAAAGACGAGAAGGUGUUGGUGCAACUUUGGUCUUUCAGACGCAACCACAAGCUCUAUUUUGCACUCGUCAAGCUUUAG